Molecule: messenger RNA, 1440 nt
Organism: Rhodotorula graminis WP1
Lineage: Eukaryota; Fungi; Basidiomycota; Microbotryomycetes; Sporidiobolales; Sporidiobolaceae
Exons: 3
Coding region: 1-1440 (479 amino acids)
Source: RefSeq, a predicted model, not a curated record
AUGGCGCUCCCUCACCACCGCCGCACCCCGAGUGCACCGCCUUCCGCCCCGUCGCGCCGACCUGUCGCCGUCGUGACAGCCGCAGUGGCGCUCCUGUGCCUCCUGUCCCUCCUCUUGACCGCCCCUCGACACGCCCCGACCUCGCCCUCGGCACAGCGCGUCACCUCGCUCCUCUCCCUCACCUCGCUCUCGUCCCCUCUCAACCGCGACCGCGACGAUGACCCGGCCUCGACUGCCGCCCUGUCGUACCGCCGCCAGCUCGAGCGUGCAACCUCGCAACACUACCUCAACGCGUCGCGCCACUGGUUCGACCACGUCUACGUCCUGUCGCUCCCCUCGCGCGACGACCGCCGCCAGGACAUGCGCCGUCUCGCCGACGCACUCGGCAUCCAGGUCGAGUUUGUCGACGCCGCCGACAAGCAUGAGCCUUUCAUCCAGUGGAUCGCAGAGCGGGUCGUCGAGAGUCGCUCCCUCAGGAGGAAGGAGAUGGCCAAGGCGCGCGGUGUACCCGCAUCCCGCAUCGGCGGCCUGUCGAUCCGGUCCGACUGGCUCACGCCGUUCCCGGGCAACGGCUCGUCGCCUGUCGCCGCCGAGCGAGGGCGCUUCCCCGACUUCCCGAAGCAGUCGUGGGACGGCGGGUCCGCCUCGCCGCAGACCUGGGUCGAGCACCUCGAGACGCUGCACAGCGACGGCGGGCGGCACACGUCGCUGCGCCCAGCCGACGCCGACCUGAACGUGACGGCGGCGCUGUGGGACCCGCGCGAGAAGCUCGCCGUGCGCCAGGUGCACGAGGGCGUCCUGUCGACCUACUGGGGCCAGACGCGCGCCAUCAAGCGCAUGCUCGACAACGGCGACCGGCGCGCGCUCGUCCUCGAGGACGACGUCGACGUCGAGUGGGACGUCCAGUCGCUGUGGGAGUCGAUCGCGCGCAAGCUGCCGAGGGAUACCGAGGGCGACGACGCGUGGGACGUUGCCUAUUUGGGGCACUGCUGGGGCGGCGAGUAUCAAGAGCCCAUGUACCUUCACCCUCUCCUGCACCCGUCGACGGCACCCAUGUGCCUGCACGGCUACGCCCUGUCGCGCCCGGGCGCCCAGCACCUCCUCUCGUCGAUGCUCGACCCGUGGCGCGCCUUUUCGGCCGCCGUCGACGCCGUCGUGCCGGCGCUCCUGCACGCGCAGCGGGCCCUGCCGCGCUCGGCGCCCGAGCACCCGCUCGUGCGCAGCUACAGCAUCGUGCCGCCGCUCGUCGUGCAGCGCAAGGACGGGCCGAGCGACCUGCAGCGCGGGACGGGGAGCCCGUGGCGCGGCGUCCUGCGCGACUCGACGGUCGAGCGCAUCCGCAGGGACCAAGGCGUGUGGCACGACGGGUGGGAGGACCGGUACGACGAGCGCGAGGGCAGGGCAGAUCCGGCGACGGUGCUCCGGUGCGGCCAGGGCUGA